GAUGCUGCGGCACCUGACGCGCAAGCUGCGGGCCAGCGGGCCGGUCACGGUGGCCGAGUACAUGCGGGAGGCGCUCACCAACCCCGGGCAGGGUUACUACACGCGGCGCGGCGGCGUCGGCGAGAGCGGGGACUUCAUCACCUCGCCCGAAAUAAGCCAGGUGUUCGGAGAGUGUGAAAACUCUCCUCAAAAAUUAUCUCCAGAGUUUGAUCUGGCUCACUCCGGUGUGAUCUGGUUUCACUCUGGUCUCAUUUCCAGAAGUGAAGAUUGGCUAAAUCCUGUUCUCAGUGAUGCUUUGCUAAUAGGAGUGUGGUACAUCAGUGAAUGGAUGGCCAUGGGCAAACCGAGCGCCCUGCAGCUGGUGGAGCUGGGCCCAGGGCGGGGCACCCUCACCGAGGACAUACUGCGGGUCUUCAAGCAGCUCUCCUCUGUCCUUAGUAAAUGUGAUGUCUCAGUUCACCUGGUAGAAGUGAGCCCUAAACUCAGUGAGAUCCAAGCAGUGCUGCUGACAGGAGGGAAGGUGCAGCCAAGCCCAGAGGAUGAGUCUGCUUACAUGAAAGGCAUUAGCAAGACUGGAAUUCCCAUUUUUUGGUACAGAGACAUUCAAGAUGUGCCACCAGGUUACAGCUUUUAUCUAGCACAUGAGUUCUUUGAUGCCCUGCCAAUACACAAGUUUCAGCGCACGGAGAAGGGCUGGCGUGAGGUGUUGGUUGAUAUUGACCCACAAGUUCCUGACCAGCUGCGGUUUGUCCUGUCACCAUCCAGGACCCCUGCAACACAAAACUUCAUUCAGCCAGAAGAAACAAGAGACCACGUGGAAGUGUGUCCUGAGGCUGGUGUCAUUGUGCAGAGGCUGGCCUCUCGGAUAGAGAAGGAUGGUGGGGCCGCUCUGGUCGCAGAUUAUGGCCACGAUGGAACCAAAACUGACACGUUCCGGGGUUUCCGGAAUCACCAACUUCACGAUGUGCUGAGUGCUCCAGGUACAGCAGACCUGACAGCAGAUGUUGAUUUCAGCUACCUUCGAAAGAUGGCCCAGGGAAAAACAGCUACGUUAGGCCCUAUAAAACAGAGGGAGUUUUUAAAGAACAUGGGCAUUGACCUCCGACUGCAGGUGCUCUUGCAGAAUUCAGGUGACACAGCAACUCGUGAGCAGUUACUUCACAGCUAUGACAUGCUGAUGAAUCCCGAGAAGAUGGGGGACUGUUUUAAUUUCUUUGCCCUGCUGCCUCACCACAGACUUGUACAUCCUGACAAGAAAGAUAAGCCAGAAUCAAAGUCUCCCCUACCACCUGUUGCUGGAUUUAAUGAACUGUUACUAAAGUAAUUUCAAAUACUAUCACAAAAAGCAUGAUGGCUGUUUCAGAAUAAGCGUGGUGCAGCCCACCAAACCUCUGGACUGACCUACUCAAAGCAGUACGAGUGGAAAUAAAAGACUGCACACAGAAACAAGAACACAGAGAAUGAACAGUGGUUUGGGGGUCUUAUGAAAGAACAGAGUGAAGUGUUUGCUAGUAGAAUCAAAAUUUGUCAGUAACAAAGAUGCACUAAGGAUACUCUAAAUGUAUUCAAGCUUUGGUACUUGAAUAAAAUCAAGAUGCCUUGA
Molecule: messenger RNA, 1603 nt
Organism: Melospiza melodia melodia
Lineage: Eukaryota; Metazoa; Chordata; Aves; Passeriformes; Passerellidae
Gene: NDUFAF7
Product: NADH:ubiquinone oxidoreductase complex assembly factor 7
Exons: 10
Coding region: 2-1324 (440 amino acids)
Biological process (GO): mitochondrial respiratory chain complex I assembly
Cellular component (GO): mitochondrion
Molecular function (GO): protein-arginine omega-N symmetric methyltransferase activity
Source: RefSeq, a predicted model, not a curated record